AUGGAUGGGACCGGCGAACUCCUUUGCCGCAAAUGCAACGAGCCCACCACUGUUUCGACUUCCCAUGCAACGGGACGAAACGAGUUGCUCAGGAUUUGCCAGGAGUGCGGCGGCACGGAGCGGAUCUUGAACAAGCAGAUCGCGAAGAGUUUGGCUCAGAAGAAAGCCAAAGAGGGUGAGCUCAAUGCUCACGACGAGGAUCUGCUGAACAAGUGCCAGACUGCUGCGGACUUGAAGAAGCAGCUGGGGAAGAUGACGAAGGAGGAGCAGUACGAGUGGUACAGGAGUGAAAGGAAGUCCCACCGCCAGGACGGUGGUGGUGGUGGCGGUGUGUCUACGAAGAGAACAUUUGCCACCGCCGUCGGGGUUGUCGAAGACACUCGGCGGGCUUCCAUGAGAAACAGCGAGCAGGAUAGGUGGUGGAUUGAGAAAGACUGGGUCGCCAGAGAGAUGACCUUGGGCCUCGUGAAGAACUACGAGGAUGGGCGGACGAAGUUCUUGAAAAGGUGUCAGGAUGAUGACACCGAGAGCAAGCAGUUGAGACGCGUCUGGAUGCUGAAGGAGUUUGGUGGCUUGCUGGGCGAGCUCGCACAGGAGCACAGCGUAGCAGGAACUCUUCGCCAGCGAAUGGACGUCACAGACCAGAGCGAGCUGGCUGUCUGCCAAGAGCUGACAGCACAGAGGCUCAAAAAGGCCGCUGAAAGGCUGGCAACCGAAAAGGCCAUGCUCGACCAAGGCAUGGAAAACGCCUCGGUGCCGGGACUGCAUGUCGCCCGAGACCUCGAUCAGCUCAAGCAGGAAGAGGCUCUGCGAGAUCAAAGGUGGAUGGAAACGGUGCUGGAGAAGCAACAAGCCGACAAGGAAAGGCUUGAGAAUAAGGACAAGAAGAAACCCGUUAGGGCAGUGCUCUUCCUGCAGAUCAAGAAUGCCCAUGCCCGGGAGGAGACCAUGCUUGCCUCCGCACACGGCAAGCAGCAGGAAGCCUUCACCGGCCUGAGAGAAGAGACUCAGGCAAUGAUGGCAGAGGAAGACGAAGGAACAAAGAAAGAGUUCCAGUCAACAAUGGAUGCACUCGAAGAGGACUUGGGCAAACUUCUUCAAUCCAUCCCUGAGCUCGCAGCAAAGCGGAAAAUCAAGGAGGAGGAGAUGGCUUCGACGGUGAAGGACAGGAUGAAGGCCUUCCGAACUUUGGUCAACGAGGCCAAAAAGGCUUUGGCCAAAAAGGACUCGCUGGCCAAGAAGAAGGCAAAGAACAAGGCCCUCACCGUUGCCACAUCUGCGAACGGCACCUCGUCGCAAGCCGCAGCUGACAUCGCAAUCAGCCCGGAGAUGCUGGACUGUGUCUGCUGGAUGCGAAAGGAGCUGUUGAAGGAAAGAUGGUCGAAGUUUCAGCGAGGCAGCAACGGGGUGUGGUUCAAUCUGCAGGAGGAUAUGCUGGAUCAGAUGCCUGGCAAGGGCCCAGUGCUGAUCCCUGCCGAGCAAAUCACAGGCCUGCUCAAGAGUGUUCACGAUCUGGUUUACUACCAGUCCCAGAAGCAGUGGUUAGGAGAGAAGAUGAAGACAGAUGGCAGAGGUGUAACCACUGCGGUGAUCACACGAGAGGCAGUUGCGAAGCAAGUUCUCGGCUUCAUCGGCAAGAGCCUGCCGGUGGCAGUCGCUGACCGCCUUUCGCUUCCGGGGGAUGAAGAUCUGCUGGACCUGUGGAGGCCCAUGUUCUGCCAGUGCAUGGGCGGCCGUGUGGACACCAGCACAGCCUUCAGCCUGCCAGAGCUGACGGUGCAUCUCGAGGGGACAAGCGUUUUCUUCGCCGGCUUCCGUGCCACCCAGGAAACACAGCUCGGGGACUUCAAAGCCCUCACGUCGCAAGAGUUGUUUGACCGCUGCGAGUGGUUUGCAAACUUGUCCGCCGGCCAGGGCAUCGUCCUGCCGCCAGGGAUGGUGUACAUCAUGAUCAACACGGAGUACGACGUCGAGAAGGAUGACAGCCCCGAAAGCAUUCCAGCCCACAUGCUGAAGUUGUUCGUACUGACGGCGAGCUCCUGCAAAUGGGCAUCAAGCCUUGCAAAGGUGGUCGCCCGCACCCCCGAGCUGGGUGCCAAAAGAACAGGUAAACUUCUGAACCACUUCCUCAGCGUGCUGGACUAA
Messenger RNA from Symbiodinium sp. CCMP2592, 2145 nucleotides. Lineage: Eukaryota; Dinophyceae; Suessiales; Symbiodiniaceae. The record is from the annotation of a GenBank genome assembly.